AUGCUGUUUCUCUCAAAACUAUUGAAGAUAUUGCCUUUUUCAAAAGAUAUCAAUACUAAUUGUUUAAUGGUGAACCUUAAGUCAGAAUUAUUUCAUCAUGAUACAUUGCAAUUGAAAUUUAAUCCUAAAGAUAAUUAAGAGCCUUCAAAGAAGAAUUAGAUUAUUUAUAUUUACUUUCUUAACACAGUCAAUAUCGAUUAUCCUAAAAUGGUUAUAUGCCAAUUAAUCUAUUUAUUGUUCAAUCUAAACUAUUAUAUAACUACUAACUCAAUCUUUGUUUAUUUAGUUAAAAUUUAGGAGUUUGGAAAAAAUAAUUUGAUUUUAUUAAGGGAAUUUCAAAAUAAUCAAAAUAUCUUUUGUGUAAGGCAUUGUUUGAUUAACAAAUAAAUGAGUAGUUGUAAUUAAAAUAAGAAAUUUCUAAAUGAAUUUUCAACCUUUAUACCAUUAGCUAUUGUAAAAAUGAGAUCUUUAUAACCGAUAAGAUAAAUAGCAUGA
Molecule: messenger RNA, 495 nt
Organism: Paramecium pentaurelia
Lineage: Eukaryota; Ciliophora; Oligohymenophorea; Peniculida; Parameciidae
Source: the annotation of a GenBank genome assembly